CUGAAGGAACCUGAAGGUUACUUUAGUUUCGUGAGUGCAAUUUGAAUUUUACGGAGUGUGUCUAAGCAGAGUUAUACAGUUUAUUGUGUAUUUGAAUUUCACAAUGUUUGAAGCACGUCUGAUCCAAAGUUCAAUUCUCAAGAAGGUUUUAGAUGCUAUAAAAGAUCUGCUCAGCGAAGCGACUUUCGACUGCUCCGAUACAGGUAUUCAGUUGCAAGCCAUGGACAAUUCUCACGUAAGUCUUGUGUCAAUGAAUCUAAGAAGCGACGGUUUUGACAAGUACAGGUGUGACCGCAAUAUUUGUAUGGGGAUGAACCUCGCCAGCUUAUCAAAAAUUUUGAAGUGUGCCGGGAAUGACGAUAUUCUAACCAUGAAAGCGCACGACAAUGCAGACACUGUAAUUUUUGUAUUUGAAACCCCUAACCAAGAGAAAGUGUCGGAUUAUGAAAUGAAGCUGAUGAAUUUGGAUCAGGAGCAUUUGGGUAUCCCGGACACAGAUUAUUCAUGCACGAUCAAAAUGCCUUCCGGCGAAUUUGCCCGCAUUGUUAGGGAUGUGAGUCAAUUUGGAGAGACAAUGGUCAUCGCAUGCACGAAAGAUGGCGUGAAAUUUUCUACAUCCGGAGACAUUGGUUCCGCGAACGUGAAACUUGCCCAAAAUGCACAAGUGGACAAAGAAGAGGAAGCUGUCACCAUCGACAUGCAAGAACCAGUAACGCAGUCCUUUGCUUGCCGAUACCUGAACUCUUUCUGCAAGGCCACCCCUCUGUCUCCCCAGGUAUCUCUUUCAAUGUCUCAAGAUGUUCCACUGGUUGUGGAAUACAAGAUUGGUGACAUUGGCUACAUCAGGUACUACCUUGCCCCCAAGAUUGACGACGAUGAAAACUAGUGUGUUUGUUUUGCUGUUUGCAGAUAAUUAUUUCUCUUCCAUUUUGAAAUAUUUAACUUUAUUCAACACCAAAUGUUUAAAUUUGUUGUGGAAGCCA
Bacillus rossius redtenbacheri is the source of this 983-nucleotide messenger RNA. RefSeq names its product proliferating cell nuclear antigen (gene PCNA). Gene Ontology annotation, molecular function: DNA polymerase processivity factor activity; DNA binding. The record is from RefSeq and is a predicted model, not a curated record. The transcript has a single exon. Gene Ontology annotation, biological process: translesion synthesis; regulation of DNA replication; mismatch repair. Lineage: Eukaryota; Metazoa; Arthropoda; Insecta; Phasmatodea; Bacillidae. Bases 104 to 886 code for a protein of 260 amino acids. Gene Ontology annotation, cellular component: PCNA complex.